AUGGCUGGGUCGGAAGACAACGCGUUGAGCCCUUCCCGUGUACUUGAAGUCGUGCUUGCAUCGCUGCGGGGCGACGGACAAACAGAACCAUCAAUCAAGAAUGCCUACGAAGCAAUAGCACUUGUUGGCCAUGCAUCUAUGGUCGCCACACAGUUCCGUCUUAUUGGAUUGGGCGAAGAACAAAAUAUUGACAAUACAGACGCCACGAUUCUUCCAAAAGAAUGGAACGCUCAUAAUAACACUUACUCAUUCCGAUAUGCUCUCCAACAGUCAUCAACUGAAUACUUACUGAAAGUCAGUCGACUUGGCAAUAAUGCAGUCAUUAUGGGGCUGGCUAGGGAUGACAAGGCAACAUCAUUUGAUGUGCCGGUGUCCGAGUUCAUUUCAUCGUCUGCCCUACCUUUCCAGAUACAACGAGAUCAGCCAGACAGUUUGAAGUCGAUAUUUGUGUCAUCUAAUCGCCUCGAUGAUUUGAUCAGUCUUUUCAAGAUCCAUAUUAUCCAGAAAUAUGCCAUCCCCAGCCCAAACCAACAGGCCGUUGAUGAAGCUCGUGAUCAACGACGACAACAACAACCGGAAGGGCCUCCACAGCAUGAUCCGUUGAAAGAGGACAUAGCUCCUCCACCUGCUCGUCCAUAUCCAUUCGAUGAUCCCUUAGCUGCAGAACCACGUCGACAAACACCUACUGGCGAUUUUGCUCCUCCUGGUUUUGAAGACGAGUAUGAGUUGAGUCGACGGUCGCGAGGCCGCGCGAUGCCCUACGGAGAAGGAAACUAUCCACGCAGCGGCGACAGAGAUCUAUAUCCUCAAGGCUUAGGCCCUCGUGACCCUUUAAGAGGAACAUUUAGACCUGGUUCAAGAGGCGGUGGGAUGCACCCGACACCCGAUGAUCCGAUGUUUGGGGGGUUUGGAGGACAGCAAGGCGGUUACGACCCGCAAGCGCCGCCAGGAUCUCGAUAUGACCCUGUAGGUCCGUGGGACGCACCGCCGUAUGGUCGAGGGUCUGGCCCUGGGGGACGUGGGUUUGGGUCUGGAGGAUUUGGAUCCGGAGGGAUCGGUGGAGGGUUUGGCGGUGGUGGUAUCAUUUAA
Messenger RNA from Talaromyces marneffei, 1089 nucleotides. RefSeq lists its product as uncharacterized. NCBI's taxonomy places the organism in Eukaryota, Fungi, Ascomycota, Eurotiomycetes, Eurotiales, Trichocomaceae. The transcript has 2 exons. Gene Ontology annotation, molecular function: endopeptidase inhibitor activity; proteasome binding. Bases 1 to 1089 code for a protein of 362 amino acids. The record is from RefSeq and is a predicted model, not a curated record. Gene Ontology annotation, biological process: proteasome-mediated ubiquitin-dependent protein catabolic process.